AUGGAUUACAAUGCCCUCCGCGACGAGGCCGCACGCGACCGCGUGCGCCAGGCCCAAGAGUUCCUCGAUCCUCAUGACCAGCACCAGCGAAGCUACAGGCCAGACAUUGUGUUGAUGCUCCAGAAGAACCAGAGGAGACUCGUCGUCAACAUCGAUCAUGUCCGCGAUCACAGCUCUGAGAUGGCCGAGGGCCUUCUUACCGACCCCUUCAACUGGACCCUCGCCUUCAACCACGCGCUCAAGACCAUCGUCAGCACCGUCCCACAGGCCCGCCCCGAUCAAAUAGAUCCCGACCAUGGUUUCGAUCGAGGGCAUCGUAACGAGGACGUCCUUGAUCCGCCCAAGGUUGUCAAGAGCGUACACUACAGCGAAGCCAAGAAGACAUUCCACUACCGCGAGUACCGCGACCAGACCAUGACGAACGGCAUUGUCACCAACAGCGUCUACCCCCGUGAGGACGAAGAAGGCAACCCGCUCGAGACCGAAUACGGCUUCUCGACCUACCGCGAUCAUCAGACCAUUUCUAUCCAGGAAAUGCCGGAGAGGGCGCCUGCUGGUCAGCUGCCCCGAGGCGUCGACGUCAUUCUCGACGACGACCUGGUAGACCGCGUCAAGCCCGGCGACCGUAUCCAGCUCGUCGGUAUCUUCCGGACGUUGGGUAACAGAAACACAAACCACAGUAGCGCCCUGUUCAAGACGGUCAUUCUAGCCAACAACAUCGUUCUGCUUUCUUCCAAAUCAGGCGGUGGUGUGGCUACGGCUACCAUUACCGACACGGAUAUUCGCAACAUCAACAAGAUCGCUAAGAAGCCAAAGGUUUUUGAGCUGCUUUCACAAUCCCUGGCUCCCAGUAUUUACGGACAUGACUACAUUAAGAAGGCUAUCCUGCUCAUGCUGCUGGGCGGCAUGGAGAAGAAUUUGGAAAACGGUACACAUCUGAGAGGUGACAUUAACAUCCUGAUGGUUGGUGAUCCUUCCACAGCCAAGUCCCAGCUCCUUCGUUUCGUCCUCAACACUGCUCCAUUGGCGAUUGCCACGACUGGUCGUGGUUCUUCCGGUGUCGGUUUGACUGCCGCUGUCACGUCCGACAAAGAGACUGGCGAGCGUCGUCUGGAGGCCGGUGCCAUGGUUAUGGCUGAUCGAGGCGUCGUCUGUAUCGAUGAGUUCGACAAGAUGUCUGACAUUGAUCGUGUUGCCAUUCACGAAGUCAUGGAACAGCAAACUGUCACCAUUGCCAAAGCCGGUAUUCACACCUCGCUCAACGCCCGUUGCAGUGUCAUCGCCGCGGCCAACCCCAUCUUUGGACAGUACGACACACACAAGGACCCUCACAAGAACAUUGCCUUGCCAGAUUCCCUGCUUUCACGUUUUGAUCUUCUCUUCGUCGUCACCGACGACAUCGAGGACACCCGUGACAGACAGAUCUCCGAGCACGUCCUCCGCAUGCACCGUUACCGCCAGGCCGGCACCGAGGAGGGCGCUCCUGUUCGCGAGAAUGCCGGUCAGGCCCUCAACGUUGCCCUCAACGGGCAAUCAGAGUCCCAAAAGCCCACCGAAAUGUGGGAAAAGUACGACGCCAUGCUGCACGCCGGCAUCAAGGUGCCCAGCGGUCGCGGGUCCGCCAACAAGAAGCCCGAGAUCCUCAGCAUCCCCUUCAUGAAGAAGUACAUCCAAUACGCUAAGACGCGCAUCAAGCCCGUCCUUACCCAGGAGGCAUCCGACCGCAUCGCCGACAUCUACGUCGGUCUGCGCAACGACGACAUGGAGGGUAACCAGCGCAAGACCUCACCCAUGACGGUCCGUACCCUCGAGACGCUCAUCCGUCUGGCCACGGCCCACGCCAAGGCGCGACUGUCCAACCGCGUCGACGAGCGUGAUGCUGCCGCCGCCGAGUCCAUCCUCCGCUUCGCCCUCUUCAAGGAAGUCGUGCAGGACGAGUCGCGCAAGAAGCGCAGAAAGACUCGGCCCGCCGAGGGCGAAGAUGGCGGCAUGUCCUCGGACUCUGACGAUUCCGAUGAUGAUGACGGUGACGUUGCCACGCAAACCACCGCCACCGCCCGCUCCAGCGCCGCCAGAGCUUCCCGUGCUUCCCGUGCUUCUCAGCGCGCCGCUGCUAGUCGACGCACUCCCGCUGCCAAUGGCACCUCUGCUUCCUCCUCCGCCAACGCCAACGCCAACGGCACGCCCGAAGAGGAAGAUACCCAACCCGCGGAGGAAGAAGAAGAAGAAGAAGAAGAAGAAGAAGAUAUCUACGACGCCACCCCGCGCCGCUCAACAAGAUCUGGUGGAGGAGGAGGAGGCUCACAACCAUCCUUCGCCUCCUCCCUUCCCGCCUCCCAGUUGCGAUCCACACGCUCUCAACGCUCCUCUCGCCGCACUGGCACCGCCGCCGCUGAUGACGACGAGGAAGACGAAGAGUCGCAACUCACAUCCCGUGCCGCAGGCCUGAACGUUGCCGGCGAAGAUGAAGAAAUGGACGUGGACGGUGAGGAAGCACCCGAAGACCAAGAAGAGGAAGACGAAGACGAAGAAGAAGAACCAGCACCAAUAAGCGAACACCGUCUCGACGUCUUCCGUCGCGCGCUCGGUCCGUUGUUGAACUCGGGCCUUUUCGAAGACGACGCGGCGGAUGUGGAUGAGUUGAUCAAGGCUGUUAAUGAGAAGAUUCCUGGAGGCAGGAGAGGUGGUGAGCAAAAGUUUGAGAAGGAGGAGGCGCUGCAGGCGUUGAGGCAGAUGACGGAACAGAAUCAGUUGAUGUGA
Sordaria macrospora k-hell is the source of this 2760-nucleotide messenger RNA. Lineage: Eukaryota; Fungi; Ascomycota; Sordariomycetes; Sordariales; Sordariaceae. The record is from RefSeq and is a predicted model, not a curated record.